Messenger RNA from Trypanosoma rangeli, 1131 nucleotides. RefSeq lists its product as uncharacterized. NCBI's taxonomy places the organism in Eukaryota, Euglenozoa, Kinetoplastea, Trypanosomatida, Trypanosomatidae. The transcript has a single exon. The record is from RefSeq and is a predicted model, not a curated record. The coding region runs from base 1 to 1131 and encodes 376 amino acids.
AUGCAAGACGAGGAGAGCGGCCACCUGCAAAUGCGUACUUCUAACUCGAUGGCAGGCACGACUCCAAAAAGGCAUGUUGCACACGCUGUGCGGGGAGGGUUAAGUGUAUCGUUGGUGAGGCCUGCCAGCGCGGAAAAGUCAAUGCUCCGCAAGCGAACUAGCAGCGUUGGAAGUACCGGAAGAACGCAAAGUGUUACGCCAGGCACCAAUGGUGGUGCGGCACGGAAUAAGCUAGCGCCCUUUCCCCCAAGGUCUGCGCUGGUGAAAAACAACUCAACAAAUGAUAACGCUUUCCGAAGCCUUACACGCAAACCUCUGAUCUCUCCUCCCAUUAACCCAAAACAGGUGGAGGGGUUCCUGAGUCGUAUGCGAGAGGACGAAACACGAUACACUAAGAUACAUGAGCUGGUGUGUGAAAGUCGGGGUAUAUCAUUUCACCCGACGAAACGGUCGUAUUCUCGGGCCUCGUCGCAUGCGACAGAGCACUCAGUUGGCCCCCCGCGGGGAUGCAUCAUACGAAGUUGUCCAUCGACGCCCACGCGCAACCUUAAAUCUCCUAUGUUGCGCCAAUACACGGGGCAAAGUGACGAAAUGCAGCGGUUUUCCUCUGCGCCGGUCAACGUAAAAUUGUCUGCAGCAUGUAGAAAGAUAUUCAACGGCCAGUCGCGUGCGGUGUCAACAGCUAUGGAAGCCACGCCUGGAGCGCGAGGUGGCAAACGGUGUGGGGAUGGCCUCGCCACAAGGCCAAAAGAGCAGGCGGUGGGACAUCGUCGCCCUGUCAUCUCCGUCACUGCGACAAAAGGUGUGCCGGAAAACGGGACCGCCACCACCGCUCAUGCUGAUCGUGUAGUUCGGCGAGUCAAGAGCAUCAAGCGGCAACCGGUGUCGCCACAAAAACAGUCAUCCCUUGACACACCGCCUAUUUGUCCUCCGAGUUGGGAGCGGCAACCUAACAGUCGAGGGGCCUCUGGGGCGAUGUCAACUAAAAGCAUUUCCUCGCACCGUAUGAACUGCAGGACUGAGACAGCUCCAUACAUUGAGCUCGCCGUCGACGAACGAUCGAAACUGUGCUCACCGAAGAAGCUCGUGUACGAAGCUGCAGAUGAAAGUCCGAUUUCUGUUGCCGAAUGA